Messenger RNA from Penicillium nucicola, 1596 nucleotides. RefSeq lists its product as uncharacterized. The record is from RefSeq and is a predicted model, not a curated record. The coding region runs from base 1 to 1596 and encodes 531 amino acids. The transcript has a single exon. NCBI's taxonomy places the organism in Eukaryota, Fungi, Ascomycota, Eurotiomycetes, Eurotiales, Aspergillaceae.
AUGGCGCCUAUCUUACACUGUAUCGUUGAGGCAGACCCAUGUCUUCAUCAGGAUGCCACUAUCCAACCGAUCUUUCAUUCAAACAACUCAACACUGGUAGCCGUCCUGCGUGAAAACCAAUAUCAGUCUAGUGUGACCUACCACAAGCUCGACGAUGAUAGACUGAUCCCAGAUGUCUUGGGAUAUUCUUAUCUUCAAGAUGUUAUAGACCAGGGGAACAAGCAAUCCUCCGGCAAACUUCACGCCCGAGUGAUACAAGCCUACUCAAAGAUUCACUCUCUGCUUACUCCGACAACCAAAUUCAGUACGAUAGGCUCGUACACAAAGGCCCGAGAGCACCAAAUCUCCUCGGUUGUUCUUCAUGACAAGAGAUGUGCUUUCAUGGAGCGACUGGAACCGCCUCCAAACACGAAGUCAACUACAGUGAAUACUGUGUUCGCUCAAGUCAAUUUACAGACACCAAUUGGCCCCUCUUUGGAUCAAUUCGUCAAUUGCCGUUCAUCCAAUAUCAAAGCAAAUGAUUUGAAGGACUCCGCCAACGGUCUUUAUCGCCCUAUCACAAUCAGUACAGGCAUAUGCCUGUUCUCAUCUCGCCUGCUAGGAUUCAUCCCUACAAAUGGACUAUCCACGUCCAAUGACACUGCAAAGACAGUCAUCCCCCCACUGCCAUACAGUACGGCUCCAACUUUCUACGAGCUUGAAACAUGCGCACGGAUGGCGAUGACUAUUGCAGGCCUGGCCCUUACAGCUAGCACAGGGGGCGUAGCUGGCUCUCGACCAAUUGUUGUGAGACUGGAUGUGCCUUCUCUCCAGUAUUACUGCUACCCAUUGGAGCUUCUUGAAGCAGGACUUGUGAGCUUCGAAUACGUGGAAGAGUGGUUCAGACUGGUUGAUCGCCGGCAUCGGCAGGUCGCAACCUUGUUGAAAGAAACCAUCAUUGAGGAAGUCGGUCGACGGGGCGGUCAUGUUCAGGUAGAAGUCACCUCAGGCACUAUAGCCGCAACUCAGCUUUUGCGUCUAUGUGUGCUUGAUCGAAGAGAGUUACCGAAUGUGAACGACAUGCUAUUUGUGCUGGAGUGGAUUGGUCCCUAUCAGGCAGCAUGGCGAGAAUUCUUGGAACUCUCUGGUGAUAGCCAAAGGCCCAAAGAUCUUCGCAGUCUUGCACUAAUGGCUUAUGUCUUUGAGGUGAUGUAUCCUGCAUUGCAUCAGGCAACUACCAAGUCUCGACAUGGGCAGGGCGAGCAGAGUGGUCGCCCUUUACUGAUUCAGGUAGAUGAUAUCGCUGAAUGGAGAAUCUUUGACCGCGCAGACAAGCUUCUCAAGCGCCUGAAAGAGCGACGGCAUGGUCUUGAUGCCCUUUUGGUUGGCGUGUUUCCCUCACCGCGAAUCUUUACGAGUGAGGACCAAGGACGCUCUACCCUGUUCCUUCAUGACCCUGGUCUCAAGAUUUCGCAGAUUUGUUCUCCAUCUAGUGAUGGGGAGAAGGGAUCAUCUGUUGUGGGUCCAUUGGAUGUCAUUGGUCAGGUCUAUGGAAGAGAAAUCCAGGAGACACUCGUGCGACUGACCAAGAAACGUGGUUUGUCUACUACAGAUUGA